Molecule: messenger RNA, 1066 nt
Organism: Ostrinia furnacalis (Asian corn borer)
Lineage: Eukaryota; Metazoa; Arthropoda; Insecta; Lepidoptera; Crambidae
Gene: Dhdds
Product: Dehydrodolichyl diphosphate synthase subunit
Exons: 5
Coding region: 126-974 (282 amino acids)
Biological process (GO): polyprenol biosynthetic process
Cellular component (GO): endoplasmic reticulum; dehydrodolichyl diphosphate synthase complex
Molecular function (GO): ditrans,polycis-polyprenyl diphosphate synthase [(2E,6E)-farnesyl diphosphate specific] activity
Source: RefSeq, a predicted model, not a curated record
GGAACACAUCAUAUAUUUACCGCAAGGUUAUUAAAAUUUACUUAUUUAGUUUAAUUCUUUUAAAAUUACAGAUUGUUUAACAAGUUACUUUUCAAAUUAAGUGAAGGGAGUUUUCUGCAAUAAGUAUGUCGUGGGUGAAAGAAGACGUCGUAUCGUUCUUCCAGUUAUUCUGUAUCAAAGUUGUUAAGACUGGCCGCGUUCCGCAACACAUAGCUUUUAUAAUGGAUGGAAAUCGUCGUUACGCCAAAAAACACAAUGAAAAUACGGCUGCUGGCCAUUCUAAAGGCUUUGAUAAGCUUUCAGAAACUUUAAAGUGGUGUCUUGAUCUUGGUAUUCCAGAGGUGACAGUAUAUGCUUUCAGCAUUGAGAAUUUCAAAAGAAGUGAAGAUGAAGUCAGUGCACUCAUGGAUCUUGCUAGAGAUAAAUUUCAGAGGUUAAUUGAUGAAAUAGACCAAAUAAAUGAGUUAGGUGUCCGUAUGCAUAUAGCUGGGAGAUUAUCAAUGUUACCAGAAGAUUUAAGAAAAAUGGUGUCUCGGGCAAUGUUAGCAACAAGACACAACAACAAGUUACGACUAAACAUUGCUUAUGCUUACACAGGACGAGAUGAAAUUAGUAGGGCAGCUUCAGCCAUUGUAGAUGGUGUGAAAAACAAUGAGCUUCAUGCAGAUGACAUAGAUGAAGAACUAGUUUCCCACACACUAGAGCUUGGGGAACCCGAGAUGCUGGUUCGGACUUCAGGGGAAGUGAGACUCUCAGACUUUAUGAUAUGGCAGAUAUCUAACUGUGUUCUCUACUUCACUGAUGUCCUAUGGCCUGAGUUCACAAUAUGGAACCUCUUGGCUGCCAUCAUUCAUUUCCAAAGACAAGCACCUCCAAUGAAGCAUGAAGAAACCAUCAGCAAUAGCAAGCUGCAGUUCUUGGAGCAACUAGAAGACAGAAGAUGGAAAGAUUUAGAAAAACUAGUGAAUUGUUGACUUUAGGGUUUAUAUUAGACAGGUUAAAUUGUAAAUAUUGAUCAAACAUGUUAUUGCAUAAGUUUAUUCCAUUAUUUAAGUUAUGAGUGAAA